AUUUUUGUCUCCUCUCUUCGGUUCACAAAAAUGGAUAUUCUUAUCAUCAUCUUCACCUCCAUAGCAAUCCCGCUUCUCCUUAUCUUCACAACUUUCUUGUAUCUGAUGCUUAAAAUAUACGUAGGAAAAUCCAUCAAAAACCCCAACUACGCACCUGUACGCGGCACAGUAUUUUACCAGUUCUUCUACUAUAACAACCUCUACGACCACCAAACUGAAGUGGCCAAAAAACAGAAGACCUUCCGGCUAAUUGGUCCUCUAGGAAGCAAUUUGUACACGACUGAUAUUAGAAAUAUUGAGCAUGUCUUAAAAACGAAAUUCUAUAACUAUUCAAAAGGGCAGUAUAAUCAAUUUGUCCUCACUAAUCUUCUUGGUCAAGGUAUAUUCAACGUUGAUGGAAAUAAAUGGAAGCAACAGAGAAAGCUUGCUAGCUUUGAGUUCUCUGCCAGAGUUCUUAGAGAUUUUAGCUGUUCUGUUUUUAGAAAAAAUGCUACCAAACUGGUUGGAAGUAUUUCAAGUGUUGCGAUAGCUGAUCAGGUUUUUGAUAUGCAAGAUAUUUUGAUGAGAUGCACUUUGGAUUCCAUAUUCAAAGUUGGAUUUGGAGUGGAAUUGAAUUGCUUGGAAGGGUCAAGUAAAGAGGGAACAGCUUUCAUGAAGGCUUUUGAUGACUCGAAUGCUUUGGUGUAUUGGCGCUAUGUCGACCCAUUUUGGAAACUGAAAAAAUAUUUAAAUUUUGGGUGUGAGGCUUUGCUUAGGAAGAACAUAAAGAUUGUUGAUGACUUUGUGAGCAACGUUAUCAGCAGUAGAAGGAAGCUGUUUGCCGAGCAACGAUACGAGAAUGUCAAGGAGGAUAUACUAUCGAGGUUCUUGGUGGAGAGUGAGAAAGAUCCUGAAACAAUGGAUGAUAAAUACCUGAGGGAUAUUAUUCUGAACUUUAUGAUAGCUGGUAAAGAUACAAGUGCUGGUACUCUGUCUUGGUUCUUCUAUAUGCUUUGCAAGAACCCUCUGAUACAAGAAAAAGUUGUACAAGAAGUGAGAAGGGUCACAGGUAGUGAUCAAGAAGAUGACAUUGGAGUUGAAGAUUUCAUGGCAAAGAUAACUGAAACGACACUUGAGCAAACGCAUUAUCUUCAUGCAGCUUUGACAGAGACCCUCAGGCUAUACCCUGCUGUUCCUGUGGAUGGGAGAUGUGCAGAAGUGGAUGAUGUUCUUCCUGAUGGGUAUAAAAUGAAGAAGGGAGAUGGAUUAUACUAUAUGGCCUAUGCCAUGGGCAGGAUGCCUUAUAUUUGGGGAGAGGAUGCUGAAGAAUUUCGCCCAGAAAGAUGGCUCAACAAUGGGAUUUUCCAACCUGAAUCUCCAUUCAAAUUUAUCGCAUUUCAUGCUGGUCCUCGGAUUUGUCUGGGAAAAGACUUUGCUUACCGGCAGAUGAAGAUAGUAUCAAUGGCUCUUCUCCGAUUCUUUCGCUUCAAAUUGGCUGAUGAAACCAAAAAUGUAACUUAUAGGACUAUGUUCACACUCCACAUUCAUGAAGGUCUACAUCUUCGUGCAAUUCCCAGGGGAAGCUCAUGAAUUUUGAUACGUGAAGCAAAUAAUUAUAUAAAUAUAUGUUUGGUUGGGUAGCAUUCUUGUUGCAAGGUUUAUUGUUGAGAUUUUGAUUUUCCUCUUUGAAAAUUGUAAUUCCAUAGUUGCAUAUCUAUGCUUGGGGGGUUUGUACUACAAUCCGGCAAUGGUAUGGAUUUUCUUCUUAGAUCACGUCGAACCCAUUCAAAAAUAAUAAAAUAAUAUUGUUAUUUAA
Jatropha curcas is the source of this 1795-nucleotide messenger RNA. Its product is annotated as cytochrome P450 704C1. Gene Ontology annotation, molecular function: monooxygenase activity; iron ion binding; oxidoreductase activity, acting on paired donors, with incorporation or reduction of molecular oxygen. The record is from RefSeq and is a predicted model, not a curated record. NCBI's taxonomy places the organism in Eukaryota, Viridiplantae, Streptophyta, Magnoliopsida, Malpighiales, Euphorbiaceae.